Molecule: messenger RNA, 1915 nt
Organism: Passer montanus (Eurasian tree sparrow)
Lineage: Eukaryota; Metazoa; Chordata; Aves; Passeriformes; Passeridae
Gene: TNPO2
Product: transportin 2
Exons: 13
Biological process (GO): protein import into nucleus
Cellular component (GO): nucleus; cytoplasm
Molecular function (GO): nuclear import signal receptor activity
Source: RefSeq, a predicted model, not a curated record
GUGGAGGAGGACGAGGCGGUGCCGGACAGCGAGCAGGACAUCAAGCCGCGCUUCCACAAGUCGCGCACGGUGACGCUGGCGCACGAGGAGCAGCGCGGGGACGGCGACGGCGACGACGAGGACGACGACGACACGCUGUCCGACUGGAACCUGCGGAAGUGCUCGGCGGCGGCGCUGGACGUGCUGGCCAACGUGUUCCGGGAGGAGCUGCUGCCCCACCUGCUGCCCCUGCUCAAGGAGCUGCUCUUCCACCUCGAGUGGGUGGUCAAGGAGUCGGGGAUCCUGGUGCUGGGGGCCAUCGCUGAAGGCUGCAUGCAGGGCAUGGUGCCGUACCUGCCCGAGCUGAUCCCACACCUGAUCCGCUGCCUGGCGGACCGCAAGGCGCUGGUGCGCUCCAUCGCCUGCUGGACGCUCAGCCGCUACGCGCACUGGGUGGUGGCGCAGCCCCCCGAGCUCUACCUGAAGCCCCUCAUGACCGAGCUGCUGCAGCGCAUCCUGGACGGCAACAAACGCGUGCAGGAGGCGGCCUGCAGUGCCUUCGCCACGCUGGAGGAGGAGGCGUGCACGGAGCUGGUGCCGUACCUGAGCUUCAUCCUGGACACGCUGGUGUUCGCCUUCGGCAAGUACCAGCACAAGAACCUGCUCAUCCUCUACGACGCCAUCGGCACGCUGGCCGACUCCGUGGGCCACCACCUCAACCAGCCGGUGUACAUCCAGAAGCUGAUGCCGCCGCUGAUCCAGAAGUGGAACGAGCUCAAGGACGAGGACAAGGACCUGUUCCCUCUGCUGGAGUGCCUGUCCUCGGUGGCCACGGCCCUGCAGAGCGGCUUCCUGCCCUACUGCGAGCCCGUCUACCAGCGCUGCGUCACCCUGGUGCAGAAAACGCUGGCCCAGGCCAUGAUGUACAACCAGCACCCCGAGCAGUACGAGGCCCCCGACAAGGAUUUCAUGAUCGUGGCCCUGGACCUGCUCAGCGGCCUGGCCGAGGGGCUGGGUGGCCACGUGGAGCAGCUGGUGGCCCGCUCCAACAUCAUGACGCUGCUGUUCCAGUGCAUGCAGGCCACGAUGCCCGAGGUGCGGCAGAGCUCCUUCGCGCUGCUGGGCGACCUCACCAAGGCCUGCUUCGUGCACGUCAAGCCCUGCAUCGCCGAGUUCAUGCCCAUCCUGGGCACCAACCUGAACCCCGAGUUCAUCUCGGUCUGCAACAACGCCACGUGGGCCAUCGGCGAGAUCUGCAUGCAGAUGGGUGAGAGACCCCCCCCGAGACCCCCUGAGACCCUAAACAAACACCUGAAAUAAUUGAAUAUAAAUUCCCAAAAAUUCCCUUUUCCCCCAGCCAUCACCAUCGGCCGCCUGGGCUUCGUGUGCCCGCAGGAGGUGGCGCCGAUGCUGCAGCAGUUCAUCCGGCCCUGGUGCUCCCCCAUUUCCCCCAUUUCUGACCCGUUUCUUCCCAUUUCUGACCCGUUUUUCCCCAUUUCCCCACUCUCCCCUCAGGACUUCAUCUUCUUCUGCGACGCCGUGGCCUCCUGGGUGAGCCCCAAGGACGACCUGCGGGACAUGUUCUACAAGAUCCUGCAGGGCUUCAAGGCGCAGGUGGGGGAGGAGAACUGGCAGCGCUUCGCCGAGCAGCUCCCGCCGCUGCUCAAGGAGCGCCUGGCCGCCUUCUACGGCGUCUAGGCCGCGCCCUCUGCGCCUGCGCGCCGCCGCCCGCGGGGCGUGGCCGCGCCGAGCCCCGCCCAUGGGAGGGGCUGGUGUAAGCCCCGCCCCCCCCGCGGGCAGCGCCGUUCUCUCCCCUCCCCCCCCCCGGAACCGGGAGGGACCCCCGGGGAUGGGGGGAGGGGCGGGGCUCCGGUGAGGAGCGCGACCCCUCCCCCACCCGCGGGGAAGGAAUUUUGGGGGGAUUUUGGGGAUUUUU